This is a messenger RNA of Dermatophagoides farinae (American house dust mite), 848 nucleotides long. RefSeq lists its product as uncharacterized. NCBI's taxonomy places the organism in Eukaryota, Metazoa, Arthropoda, Arachnida, Sarcoptiformes, Pyroglyphidae. The record is from RefSeq and is a predicted model, not a curated record.
CGAGUUAAUGUUUUGAUUGAAUCGAACUUUUUUCUUUUGUUGUUGAUUAUUGAUCAGUUGGUAAUAUUUAUCUAUUCGAUUUCAUUUCUUUUUUUCCCACCAAUCGGAUUAUGGAUGAACUUGUCGAUGAACUUAGUGGUACGACUAUCGACGAAGAACCUCGAAAAAGUGGACAGCAAAAAUCAAAGAAUACAAAACCAGUAAAUAGAUGUGCAUCGAUAAUAAAUCGUUCAAAAUUAUUAAUCUUAAGCGAUUCUGAAAGUAAUGAUGAUGAAAUAUUUGAGAAACAAUGUACAAGUAAAUAUUCACGUUUUUCUAAACAACGAAAUCCAAGCUGGAAAGCCAAAGAACAUUCCAAGAUUGUGCCGAAAAGGAAAAGAAAUUCUGGAUCAUCGUUAGAUGUUCAGGCUGGUAAUACAAUAAUAUCAUCAUUGUUAAUGGAUUCAUUGAUGGAAGAUAAGGCACGAAAAAAAAUUGAUCCAAAGAUGGAUGUUGAUAAAUCUUCUUCUAGUGAUCUUUCCGAUGAUUGUCCUACCGAAUGUAAUUUUGAUGGUGAUGAUGAACAAAGUGAUUUUUAUGAUUGUAGCCAGGAAAAUCGAUCCAAAAAUCAUAACCACCACCACCAUCAUCAUCAUCGUCAUAAUCAUCAUUCACAAAUUAAACAAAAACUUGAAUUCAAAAUACCUAAACCAGUGAAUCCAUUUUCUGUUGAUUUUGUCGAAACACACUCACCCAAUAAUCAUUGGAAACGACGAAGAGCUAUGCAUUAAUUUUCUUUAUAAUUUGUAUAUAAACUUAAACUAUUGUAAAUGAAAUUGUAAAUAAAAAAAAUUAAAUUUCUCUUCACA